GCCACGAAUGGCAACACCGUGAAAAGCAUGCUCAACACAACAAUCUAUGCUCUGAACCCCCUCAACUUUAGCUCCAACUAUUUCAAAUUCAUGAGCUGCAUGCCGCCCGGCGCGUACGUCGCGAACAAUAGGUCAGUUCCCAAAGGCCUCGCGAACGACACCGACGCCAAGUACGACGGAACGCAGUUCGCGUACGGUCGCGUCAUUCGCAGCGAGAAGCUUGUCGCGAACGCCAAGAACCAGACGGUCAACAGCAAGUCGACGACGGACACGGAGCUUAACGACAUCUCCGUCGUUCUCUUCCCUGGAGUCGGCCCGCUCAUUGCCACGGAUGCCACCCCACCCAUCGGCUGGAUGAACCCUGACAGCCCAG
Closterium sp. Naga37s-1 is the source of this 373-nucleotide messenger RNA. The record is from the annotation of a GenBank genome assembly. Lineage: Eukaryota; Viridiplantae; Streptophyta; Zygnematophyceae; Desmidiales; Closteriaceae.